Messenger RNA from Drosophila navojoa, 2296 nucleotides. RefSeq names its product epidermal growth factor receptor kinase substrate 8. Gene Ontology annotation, cellular component: plasma membrane. Lineage: Eukaryota; Metazoa; Arthropoda; Insecta; Diptera; Drosophilidae. Gene Ontology annotation, biological process: Rho protein signal transduction; regulation of Rho protein signal transduction. Gene Ontology annotation, molecular function: actin binding. The record is from RefSeq and is a predicted model, not a curated record.
AUGGUCAAACCAAGUAACAGGACCCUCAAAUACUUUCGACCCAUAGUGGUGAGGCGUAGUAGUAUGCUGCGAAACGGGUAUGAAAAUGGAGCUCAUUCCAGUGAUAAGUUCGCUGAAGGAUACGAGAACGACGAUAGCAAGCCGACAUAUGCAUUAGAUCAUUUGGUCACCUUUAAAUUGAAAAAUGAGGCUGAGGUGAAGCAGCCAAAGGAGAAAAUGAAAUUGUUAAUUGAGCUGGAUAAGACAGGGGGCAUUUGGCCCCAUAAGAUGUUUAUGUGCUUCAAUGGCCAGUGGUUGCUGAUGCUUAAUAAAGACAUGAAAGAGAUCGAAAACUUUCCGGGCAGCCUAAUAACGGAGCCAACCGCUUUUAUAAGUGACGAUCCACUGGAGACAUACAAUAAUAUUUUAAUAUUCUCAGUUCCGGGAAUCUCGCUGGGCAAUACUGAAAUGCACAUAUUUCAAGUUACUGACGUGAGUGCGGUGCACUUGGUGGAAGAUCUGCGCAAGCUAAGCAGCGGCUCCCCCGUCACCGUGGACCGCAACAAGACACCCAUACGCUUGCCCAAGCCCGAACGUCCCGGCAACCAACAGGCGAAGGAUCAGUACGGCAUCGCAGCAGCCGUAGCUGGAAUUGCCGCUGAGAAGAAUGCCCAGGAUCGCGAGCAAACCGAUCGAGAUGUCCAAGUAAUCAAUCACUGCUUCGAAGACGUGGAGCGUUUCAUUGCGAGAUUGCACUACGCAGCUGAAGCACUGCAUGAGUUGGAGUCUCGGAAGAAUCAGCAUAACCCCCAUGGGGAAGGCCUGCUGGUCUUACGAUCACGUCCGCCUAUCGAGACCGAGUUCUAUGAUAUUCUAGCCAAAAUCAAGUUGGCACUUAAUUUUGCAGUCAAACUGCAGAACCAUUUUAGCAAAGCCGCUGAUCCAAUUCACAAUGUUUUCAUAUCCCUGCAAACGAUUGUGAAUGUCUGCAAUGAUGUAUACGCUGGAACCCAUCUACCGGAGAGCGUUGUUAAUCCUCUGCUACGUCGAGAAACGAUUGGUUAUCUGAAUGCCACUCUGGACUCCAAUGAGAAAAGUCUCUGGCUUAGUCUGGGCCCGAAUUGGACAGUCCCGAAAGAUCAAUUCAAGGAUCACGUAGGGAAAUACCAUCCCAUUUUCUAUGACGACUGGUCACCAGACUGGGUAGUGGAUGAGCCGGUAGCGUAUUUGGCACCUGUGCUCAAGAAAACACCAACGUCCUCGCCAGUGGGCGUUCCCCUAAGUCCAACAAGCAACCGCACUUGGCUCAGUCGCCUUCAGAGCCGCAACGUAAAUAUCGCAGAGGUCGCUUAUAAUAAGACGGCCACCAAUGAUAAGGAACUAAAUGUUGCGAAGGGCGAAUACUUGGAGGUAAUUGACGACUCCAAAAACUGGUGGAAGGCACGGAACUCUUCAGGGAGCAUUGGUUACGUACCACACACCGUCUUAAUCCCUUUCAAUUUUGAUCCCGUACUUAAUAGGAACAUGCGCGACAAUGAAUCACUGGCCUCUGAAACUAUGGAAAACGGAGAUGGCGAAGUAAAGAAUCCAAUUUACCGCAACACGAUGGCAAUGUACGUGCCGAAUGGGGACCGUGAGUCACAGCAACCGGUGGGGAAUGCGAAGAACAUGCCGCGAUCCUACUCCAUGCCCAAUGUGCCGAUCCCUCCACCUAUGCCACCGGCAACUGAUAGUCAAACGCCGACUCCGAGUGGGACCCUCAAACGAAACAUGGCCGCUGCUGGAACCCUUGCAGCAAUGCGUGCUCGCAACGACUGCGAUGCCGAUGAUGAAGCCUACCUUAUGCAGAGCGAUGUUAACGACGAGCUGAAGGUCUUGCUGCAACAGAGACAGCAGCGCAGGGAUCUUGAAAUCCUGAAGACGCCCGAAAUAUUUAUUACUCAGAGGUCCACGCCCAAGGAAGUGGAGGAAUGGUUGCGCGGCAAAGGCUUUUCCGACAAUAUUGUCAAGCGACUGCACACGCUAAGCGGCGAGGAAAUAUUUGCGCUCUCUCCUCACACCAUCGAGAGUUACUUUGGGCAGCGCGAAAGUCGACGACUCAUUUCACAGAUUGUACUACAGAAGAACUUCUGCGAGUACAAAACAAUUCGAUCAUCCGAGUUGUCAGCGAAGCUAGCUCGUGCCAGGCAAAAGGCUGACCAAGCAAACAGCGAUCCUAAUGAGGUCUUCUAGGCAUUCCUUUGUUACUCUAUGUUGACUUUUGCAUUGGAGGUUGAUUUGAACAUUUCGAAUCAAAUGAACUACGAUUAUGAGGUAC